This is a messenger RNA of Chara braunii, 1992 nucleotides long. Lineage: Eukaryota; Viridiplantae; Streptophyta; Charophyceae; Charales; Characeae. The record is from the annotation of a GenBank genome assembly.
GCGCGCCAAGCUGUUGUAAACCGGGGCUUUUCACAUGGACUGGAUUGGGUUGCUGGACUCGGUGUGUAUGUGUUCCGACUUCUUGCCCACUGUGAGCGAUGAGGGUGAUGAGAGACACGUGGCGCAACGUGGGGGCUUGCUCCUGACUGUACUCUGGACUUUAAUCGCCGUGGCGAGCGUUACUUUCGCUAUACGCAGCACUUCGUGGAACAGAAAGGGGGGUAUGACGGAGAAGCAUUAUGAGAAUGGUUCUGCGGAGGGAGAGGCUGGGGGGAAAGUAGGUGAUGUAGUAGUAGACAAAGGAGGAGGAGGAGGAGGAGGAGGAGGAGGAGGGGAGGGAGAAGACGGAGGAGGGCUAGGUGUUUCCUGCAGGUCGGCAUCGCAGGAAGCAACGACCAGUCGCCUUCAUGCAGCUGCUGGUACCGGUGGCAGUGGGACAGCUGUUGGUUCGGCGGCGGCGGCGACGGGCCGGCAAUCACAAUCUCAAAAUGGAAACGAUCCACGUGGCAGCCAAUUAGGAAAACAUCGACACGUGUCUAUGAUGGAGCAGCUCGUUCCAGAGAUCACCUACUACGCUCUCAGUUACUUGGACUACAAGAGUCUCUGUAGCGUCUCCAUGACAAAUUCUUCCAUGCGUCGUGCUGCCAACGAUGACAACGCCUGGAAAGCUCUCUACCACAAGGACUUCACGCUGGAGCAGGACAAAAUCACCCCUUUCGCUGGCUGGAAGGCUCAUUAUGCCCUCACCAAAGCGGUGAUAGAGGCUAACGAAGCCUUCUACAACUAUUUCCGAGCAAAGUCCGUCCGCGGAAUGGCACGAAUUUGGCUGGAUGCUGAUUACGUCAAGUGCAUUCAUAAUGGGGGCCAACUUGUAUCGGGGUAUUCGGCGGUCAUUGAGCGGUGGCGAACAGUGUUCAGUUGGACUGAACGGUUCGACUUCGUGUUGCGGGAUGUGCGACCUCGUGUGAUGGGGGAUGUGGCAUGGGUGACUCUGAAGAAGUUUGUCAAUGGAUCCGUGCAUCCUAUUUUGGCCACGAAUUGCUUUGAGCUUCAUAAUAAAAAAUGGUACAUUGUUCACCAUCAUAGUUCUCCCCAGUUGGAUGAUCGACCAAUGGAAGAAGGGUUUCUGAUCGGAUGAGAAUCAAGUUAGAGAGAGAGAGAGAGAGAGAGAGAGAGAGAGAGAGAGAGAGAGAGAGAGUUGGGGGAUUCACAGGAAGAAGAACGAAGAGGAGCCCAACGAGGAGAGCAGUGGGUUCGUUUUGCGUGUUACGUCCACCAAACGUCGUGUGGUCAUCUGGUAAAUAUCGCCGUAGACUGCUUAGCUGGCCAACUCAACUGGUCAGUUUGCGGAUUCCAUUUUGUUCGUCGACUAGACCAGCUUUCUUUUCCUUGUAUAUAAUUGCGGUUUGUCCUGUUCGCUACCAUCAUCACUGAAACCCCACAGGAAAGCCCUUAGCGGUGAGUGUAGGGGCAAAAAAUGUCUCAGAAACUUCUGGGGCCUCCUACCCAAGUGAAACCUUGUUGUGCGCCCCUCCUCGACCACGACAGUCUGCGAGGCACUUGACAUGUUUUCACUUGACAUGGCUCUGCUUCUAUGGCGAGUGAAAAUGGGUUUUCACUUUUUGUCCGAUGAAACGAUGACAUGUUUUCACUUGACAUGCCUCUGCUUCUAUGGCGAGGGGAAGUCCGGAGGGGGUUGGUUAUUAGGGCCAACUUGUGUUGAUUGUGACUAAGGAACAGUGAAGGAAGCUGUGAGUAGUGGAUCUGGCAACGUCAAGACCCCCGGGCCCUUCGUAUCUUUGACUUAUGGUCCCUGGUCCCAGUUCCAGUUGUCCCAGUUCCAGUCGCCGAUGACUCCUUUGGGUAUGGUAGCAUAGUGAGUGGAGGAUUGAAGUGUGCCAACAACAGUUCCCCGUGCUUGCGGGUAUACUAUGCCGGGUUACCCGCAUACUAUGUGGAUGCGCUUGUAAAUAAUGAACAACAGAAUAAAGU